Porites lobata is the source of this 3225-nucleotide messenger RNA. The record is from the annotation of a GenBank genome assembly. Lineage: Eukaryota; Metazoa; Cnidaria; Anthozoa; Scleractinia; Poritidae.
AUGCAUUAUGGCCUUGAAAGUGAACCAAAAGCCAUAAUCACGUAUGAAAUUGCCACAAAGACGAGAGUAUCCCCUAUAGGAUUUUGGGUCAACCCUUAGUUCCCAUUUCUUGGUUGUUCUCCAGAUGACAUUGUUGGCAAUGACACUGUUGUAGAGAUCAAAGCAUUGAAAAUCUUUGAGCAGUACAGGGUAGACAGUUGCAUGCAAAAACUCUUCAGUGGCUAAGAAUGUUCUUGGUAGGCAAUGCUUUAAAGAAGAGGAUGGGAAGUGUGUCCUGAAGCACACUCAUGCGUAUUAUUACGUGUGCCAGCACAUCCCUCUUGUGACAGGAAGAAAGUACUGUGAUUUUAUUCUUCAUGCAGUAAGUGGUCCUGAUUCAGUAGAAAGGAUUCCAAGAGAUAAGCCUCUCAUUAAGAAAAUUUUCUGUUUUCUGACAGCAUUGUGGAUGCUCGUUAUUGCCCCUGAAGUGUUUGAAAUGCGUGUCCCUAGGAAUCUCCUGCCAUUUGUUUUAGAUGAGUCAGCAGAGAGCUUGUAUUCCUCCAAAUGGUCUCCUUCGGAAUCACCUGAUUGUGGUGUUAUACCUGGAGACCCUACCACAUCUACUUCUUCUUUUGAGUCUGUAGAACAAUUUGCAGCCCCUGAAUGCACAUCGCCCACUGCUACUAUGGAUCCUGUACCACCUGCAGCAUGUUCACCUGCGUCACCUGUGUCAUAUCCUGACUUGUGCGGAACCAUAGAAUCUGAAUUGGUUGAAGAGUCUAUCCAACCGAGCUUAUACUGCCAAGAAGAAAUUGAUGCUGCAGAAGCUCUCCUCUCGGCCACCAGUGUUGUUUCCAGUUGUAGUAAACGUGCUUCUGAACAAGGCCAGGAGGUGACUGUCUUUCCUUGGAAUGGACUGACAAGCACUGGGAUAUCAAUUACCAAUACUUGUCCUUUGGAUAAUUGGCUGAUGAUUUUUCAGGCUCUGACCAAAUCACACAAGGUGGAGCUCAGUAACCUUCCAGAGUCAGCUCACAUAAUAGGGACAUUCCUUAGGCUCAUAGAUGAUGGCCUAUAUGCAGAUGCAAAGUUGCUUAUCUUGCAGUCUCUUCCACAAUGGCAGCAAUUAAGAGGUAUGCAUACACUGUUUUUAUUUUUCACUUUUAAAAAUUAUCAUUUAAUGUUACACAGACUUCUGGGUCAAUUAAAUUCAGGUUAAAAUUUUAAUUUUGUUCAAUUCUCUAUUUCCUUUCUCUUGUAGCCUUAAUUAUUCAUGGGUUAGGGUUAGGAGACAAAACAAUCUGAAGACAAAAAACUUACCUGGAUCUUAUUUUUACCUCUCACAUGUAAUACAAUGCGUCAUUGAGCACUUUUAUAAUAGAGCUAACUGCUUUUAAUGAUCAUAAUGUUGGCAAAGAUUGGUAAGAUGAAAAGAAAAUAUAUAUUAAUAUUAAAAAUAUUAUAAUAAAUUCAAUUUUUGUGUUAUAUUCUUUAUUUUAAAGUUGUUGCUGGUACCCUGGACUUCUAUGGCAAUGAGAGCGACUAUUUCUGGAUACUCCUUCGUCCAUACCUGACAAGCACCAUAACAACAACCUGUUGCCUUAAAACUUGUCCGCUGCAAGUACACUUAGUGCUGUCUAUGUCAGUCACCCUGUCACAGCCCUCCAAACUUACAAGCAGUAUUUUUCUGGAUACCCUUGAAGACUGCCAGCACCAACCUGAUUCCCAGUGUGGAAGGAAAUUUUCUAACAAGCCAGCAGAAGAAAUCCCUUUCAAUGAGGAUGUGACUUUUGAUGAACAUGGACAUGCAGACACCUCAUGGCAUUGCGCAGGGGUGAGGGUUAGCAGCCAUCGUGUUAUGUUGAAGUAAUCUUAAAUUGUCAAACACGCCACAAGCAAUUUUUUUUGUUUGGGAAAUGCUUUACACUGUAUGGGGCAACACUGUGGAAAUGGGGGUCACUACAUUUACCUUCUAUUAUAAUAUCUGAUACAUGUAUGAUGGUUUGAAUGCAUAAAUCUGACCAUGAUUGCUACUCGUAUAAUUUUGUAUGUUAUUUUGGAAUUUGAAAAAUGAAAAAUCUUGGACAAUUUUUUACUUUUCUUGGACCUAUAAGCAUGUUUACUUUUACUAUUCUUUUUUUUGGGGUGGGUCCAUUUUAAUGAAAGACAUAACAAAUCAUGCUUUAAAGGUCCAUGUUCACCCAUGUGGCUUUGUGCGCUUGUGUUGUUGUUUUGAAACACCUUUUUGUCAAAUGCAGUGUUUUGAUUGGCUGACACAUUUAUGGGGUGUUCACUUUUUUCAUGUUUGGCCAAAGCGUGCCUCUACACAUACUGAAGACAGCUAUUUUCAACUACCCAAAAUCAUUUUCCUGGAUUACAGGGUGCGCAAUGCAUUUAGGGUGAACAUGGGCCUUUAAAAGGACACUUGUAGACAUCAUUAUUCUUUGUUUGCUUAGUGUUCGAAUCUUGGUUGAUGAAAGUGACAAAAAAUGUACAGUAGUAGGAUAAUCGUAACUUGGUUUAUUCUCAGUUAACAGUUAAUGUUUUCAUGUGUAUAUCAUUGUAUUUCUAUCCAGUAAAGGCAUUUUAAUUUUCUGAUGGUUAGACUGAGAAAUGUCCAUCAGAAAAUGUAAGCUGAAAUUUUGAUAUUUUUAUUUAAACAAACUUAUGUAGUUUCAGUCAUUGACGUGCAGCUUGUGCAGGUGUCAAAUUCAAAUCAAAUUCUUGUUCCUGCUACAUGUAAAAAUGAAGUUUCUUUGAGUUUUAAAAAUAUUUUUAAAAAUUAACAUCCAUAUUUUGUGUACAGGUGUAGACAUGUAAAUAAGAUUUAUUCCUCAAAAUGUUCUGUUUGUAUAGAAUAUAAACAUAGCUUGUUGCAAGCAAUAGAUAAUAAAUUAUUAUUCAUAUUAUCAUUAAUAAGAUUAUAUUGUAUUAUGAUUUGUCUGUCGCUUUCGCUCUUUUGCAACCUCUCCAGAACUUUAGAUAAGUUUUACAAGAGGUUCAACGAGGAGGGUAUAGAGGUUGGUAUGAAAUAAGGGGCCCUUAUCUUAGAGUAUUGACCCUUACAAGAGGUCAAUUUUCCUAUCCUUGCAUCAAUUCACAAAAAUGCAAUACCAAUAGGUUACCAGGUGUCAAUCAAAAUUUACCUUAUAUCUCAAAUUAAUGGCAAAUCCUACAAGGAGCAAUAUAAAGACCCAGCAGAUAAAGGGUGCCUUUCUUUGGGAUGAUCCGGAUCAGGAUCAGUGA